This is a messenger RNA of Polistes dominula (European paper wasp), 2341 nucleotides long. RefSeq names its product Acyl-CoA dehydrogenase very long chain (gene Acadvl). The record is from RefSeq and is a predicted model, not a curated record. Gene Ontology annotation, molecular function: very-long-chain fatty acyl-CoA dehydrogenase activity; fatty-acyl-CoA binding; flavin adenine dinucleotide binding. NCBI's taxonomy places the organism in Eukaryota, Metazoa, Arthropoda, Insecta, Hymenoptera, Vespidae.
UAUGUGUUGAGUAUAUAACACGAUGAGUAACAAGUAAAAUCAGCAGUACCACAGUUAUCGCCAUUUUAAACAAUAAUUGUAUAUAGAACUAAUGAAUUAAGUGUAUUUAAAUAUAAAUAAAAUAUCAACAAUUUCAUUGGAAAUAUUCAAAGAUUAUUGUUUGGUGUAAAGAAAAUUUGUGUCAAAAAUGAUUCGUAUUGCAAAAUAUUGUACACCAUCAGGAAGUUUGAGUAAAAUUUUUAAUACGAAUAUAAGAUGUUACUCAGCUACUCAAGCUGCUGUAAAAACAGCACAAACAACAAAGACAGAAAAAGUAGAAAAGACUAAUGCUGGAAAAGAAAGUCAAUCUUUUACUACAAAUAUUUUUCGAGGACAAUUGCAAUUAAAUCAAGUAUUUCCAUUUCCUGAACCAUUAAAUACGGAACAAUUGGAAACAGUUAGAAUGUUCCUUGACCCAAUGGAACAUUUUUUUGAGGAGGUCAAUAAUCCUGCGAAAAAUGAUGAUGCACAGACAGUAGAUGAAAAAACAUUAUCGACAUUAUGGGAUCUUGGUGGUUUUGGUCUUCAAGUUCCAAUAGAAUAUGGUGGAUUAGGAUUAAACAAUACACAAUAUACCAGAUGCGUUGAAAUUUGUGGAUAUUAUGAUUUGGCACUUUCUAUUGUUUUGGGUGCACAUAUGAGUAUAGGAUUUAAGGGUAUAACAUUAUUUGGUACACCAGAACAAAAGAAAAAGUAUCUUCCUAGAGUUGUCAAUCGUGAAUAUGCUGCAUUCUGUUUAACAGAACCAUCUUGUGGAUCAGAUGCUGGUGCAAUUAAAUCUCGUGCAGUUAAAUCUGCUGAUGGUUCCCAUUAUAUUCUUAAUGGUAAUAAAAUUUGGAUUUCAAACGGUGGUAUAGCAGAUAUUUUCACGGUUUUUGCAAAGGUACCAGUUAAAGAUCCAGUAACAGGAGAAAGUAAGGAUAUACCUACAGCUUUUAUUGUUGAAAGAGGAUUUGGUGGUGUAACAAAUGGUCCACCAGAAAAGAAAAUGGGUAUUAAAUCUAGUAAUACAAGUGCUCUUUUCUUCGAAGAUGUAAAAAUACCUGUUGAAAAUCGUUUAGGUGAAGAAGGUCAAGGAUUUAAGAUUGCAAUGAAUAUUUUAAACAAUGGUAGAUUUGGUAUGGUAGCUGCUUUGGCAGGUAAUAUGCGUUACUGUAUAAAACGAGCUGUAGAACAUGCAACACAACGUGUACAAUUUGGACGUACAUUAGAUAAUUAUGGCUCCAUUCAGGAAAAACUUGCACGUAUGAGUAUGUUACAAUAUGUUGCUGAAUCUCUAGCAUAUAUGAUUUCUGGUAACAUGGAUAAGGGUAGCCAAGAUUAUCAUUUAGAAGCUGCUAUUGGAAAAUGUUUUGCAUCUGAAUCUGCUUGGUGGGUAUGUGAUGAAGCUAUACAAAUUCAUGGUGGCAUGGGAUAUAUGAAAGAUACAGGAUUAGAACGUAUAUUACGUGAUUUACGUAUAUUUAGAAUAUUUGAAGGUGCAAAUGAUAUUCUUCGUCUAUUUAUUGCCCUAACUGGUGUACAGUAUGCUGGAGGACAUUUGAAAGAAUUGCAAAAAGCUUUCAAAAACCCUACUGCCAAUUUGGGAUUGAUUUUUGAAGAAGCAGCUAAAAGGGCAACUAGAGCAAUUGGUUUAGGUUCAUCUCCGAAUUUUACACAUUUAGUGCAUCCUAGCUUAGCAGAAAGUGCUGCAUUGUGCACAAAAAAUCUUGAAUCUUUUGGAGCAUGCAUAGAAACAAGCCUCGUGAAGUAUGGAAAAGGAAUUGUGGAUGAACAAUUUGUUUUACAUAGAAUAGCUCAAGCAGCUAUUGAUACAUAUACAAUGGUUGUUGUAAUGAGUAGAGCAACUAUGGCUGCAAAUAAAAAUUCUCCAAGUGCACAACAUGAACUCCUUAUGGCUCAAACUUGGUGUGCAGAGGCAUCUAGCCGUGCUGCAUAUAAUUUAAAAGUGGCUACUUCUAAAAAACAUUUAGAUCUUUUUGAUAACUUCAGUAAGAUUUCAAAAAGUAUGUGUGAUGGCGGUGGUUGUGUACAAUUAAAUCCUUUAGGAUUUUAAUUAAAAGCAAAACAUUAUUAAAUAUUAAAGAUCAGUCUCUAUUGUUAACAAAUCAGAAUCAUUAUAUUCUCAUUGAUUCAUAAUAUAUAUGUAUAUAAUAUAAAUUUAUUCAACUAUUGUUAUACAAGACAAGUGUGCACACUAAAUCCAAGACUAAUCAAUGCAAUUUUGGGAACAUCUGUUUUAUAUUCAGAUAUUCUUAUAUUUUGUUAAUCUAUUUAUAUAGAUAUAUAUAUAUAUAUAUAU